GCAGCAGGCUGCGGGCGGAGCGGGCAGCGCGGAGCCUCCGCCGGCGCGGGGCAGCGCGGAGCGGCAGGGCUCGGGUCGGCACGGCCCGGCCCGCCUGCAUGCGGCGGCGGCGGAGCGGCCGGGCGGGAUGAACGGCUCGGCGGCGGGCGGCGGCACGGCGGUGGCGGGGCUGCUAGCGGGCACCGGGAGCGCGGCGCUGGAGCUGGAGCGGGCGCUACGCUGCUGUACCGCCGCCUCCGUGGUGACCGACGGCGGCGGGGCGGCGGCGGCGGACGAGCGGAGCCUGUACAUCAUGCGAGUGGUUCAGAUCGCCGUCAUGUGCGUCCUCGCCCUCACCGUCGUGUUCGGCAUCUUCUUCCUCGGCUGCAACCUCCUCAUCAAGUCCGAGGGGAUGAUCAACUUUCUGGUCAAGGAUCGGCGCCCGUCCAAAGAGGUGGAGGCGGUGGUGGUGGGGCCGUACUGACCGCCGCGCCGCGCCCCGCUCCGCGCCCGCCCACCCCGACGGCGCGGCCCCGGGGGAGGCCGGCCCGAGGCCCCGCUCCCAGUUGACUGCACAGCAGCCAUCCUCCGUUCAGACAUGACUGUUUGGUCUGUUGGUUUUAUGUGAUGUUAUUCCUCCUUAAACACAACAGCAAACGAGCCCCGAGAACCCGAAGCCGGUGAGACGUGCGGGGCCGCCCGGCGUGCGCUGUCCCCGGAGCCGCCCGCCCCGGCCUGCGGGGCGCCGAAGUAAAACCGUGCUCUGAUGGCAACAGCCGCCGGGGUUGCCCGAGGCCGGAGGAGGCGGCUCCCGAGCGCGGCGGGAUGGUCGGCGGGACCCGGCGCUCCCCGCGGUACCAGCUGUGGCCGGGGAAAUAACCCAGGAGACGCCGCCGUAUCCCCCUGUCCGGGUCUGACCCUGGAAAACCGCUACACGUACCAGUUAUGAGCCCAGCCGCAAGCCUCACCAACAGGUGACUUGUCACAGUCACAUUUAAGGGAGGGAGAAAUUUAUGCCGGCACAGGGUUUUGGGUUUUUUUUCCUCUCCAUCCAUUUCCUCUGCAGGGAUCACAGAGCAUCUGUCGAUGAGAGGUUAGUCAGCUCCCCGAGGGCUUGCACUGGUUGCUAGUGAUAAAUCAAUGUAACCACAUUUGCUGAAGAAGGAGUGGAACUGGUGUAAGCACUUGCCUGGGAGCACAGAAGUGGGACUGGGGCAAAAAGGCUCAGGCAACCUGCCUGGGAGAAAAUACCUCUCGUGACAUCCGAAGUCCUGCAGUAAGACUGUUAAUUGUCAGUAUUUUAAAUGCUGAUGGGAAUUGGGAAGUUUUCCAGAGAAGCCAUGCAGAUUUAAGGCUACUUGGUUUUCCCUCAGUUUAUCGCAAGCUGCAUGAAGAUGGCCAAGCUACCAAAUCAUUAGAGACAACUUUAGGAGAUGUUCUCAGAAGUUUCCAUUGUGAUAGACAAGGUGAAAAUCUGCAUUUACAAAAGGCACCUGAGUUAGAAGGAGCUGAAAUAAAGCUGCAGUCUGAGGCCACCAUUGAACUGUGGAUAAACUUUUGGUAGAAAACGAGAUAAACCAGAGUAUCUCAGCGUAGUCCGAUUCCCUCACACAAGCAGAAAUCACAGCCGUGUCCUCGCUCAUUUACAGCUACAUUUAAGGGAAAGACAAAGAACAGAUCUUCCUGUUCUCUGGGAUGCAAAUAUGCUGUGGACUUUGUCAUUACAUCAAAAUAGAUGUUACAAAGCCAUCUAUCAGCUCAAACAUUGUUGGGAAAUUUAACCCUUAAUUUUUUUUACCCCUUAAUGCAUUAGAAACAUUGAAUAAAGGAGAAUUUUAAGAUAGUACAAUAAGAGGGAAAACUCUUAAUAUAGAUGUUGCAGUCAUUGCAAAGCAUUUCCGCCUUUUUAAUUUGCAUCCCUUUGUGGUAUUGCAGGUAACACAAUCAGUCCUGUAAUCUGACUUGCAAGGAGUGCACUUCAUGUUUGAGCCAUUUUGAAAGCUAGAUACAUUAAGCAUUCUUCAUUAAUUUUAGUGAGCACUUGAAGUAUAAUACAUUUUGAUUAACCUUUGCCAGAAGCCACAGCUUUUUCCAACAUCAUAAAUCUGGCGUGGCAAACUCCUAGUUAUGUAAUAAAACUGCCGAAUUUUCAACCUCAGCCUAAGAGAGGACACAGCCUGCUGCCCCUCGCCUAAGGAUCCUGCACAAGACCAGACACAUUCACUGAAGACAGCAAAGAAAGCCUGAGCUCUUCACGAUUAAGCAUAUCCGUCAAUUUGGCCACCAGUGGCUUGGGACCUAUUCCACAGUUAUGGACAUAUUUUUGGCACAUGGAAAAGCAAUGUCAUGAGCACAUGAUAUGAAAAAUACACAAAGCAAUAUAUCACUAUUAUUUGCUUUAUUCUAUCAUAAUCAGGUUAGGAAUUCCCCACCCCCAACCUGCUUCUAUUUCAGAAGUGUCUCCAGGGAAGCAGUCUGUAGAAACGUAAUGGCCCAUCAAACCCACGACAGCUGUGUGCAGCAGCUACAGCAAACCUGUCCACCAUGGCGAAGGAGAUGGAGCAGCACAGUGCUGGGAUGAAGGAGAUGGAGUGGCACCGCACCAGGAUGAAAGAGACAGAGUAGACAUGAAGGAGAAGGUGCUGGCAGGACCUUGAGAAGGCAGGGGAGUUGUUGCCCACCAUUGCCGCCCAUUGUCCUGUGUCCAUUGCACUGUGCUCUCCUUUUGUUACUGCCAUCUCCUCAGUGUAAAUUCUUUUUUCUUUCAUUUUUUCUGUUUUAAUUUCCAAUCACAGCAAAUGCAGUCAGAAGAAAACCGACGCCCGUUUGAGCUGGUAUCUCCCAUGGGCUUAAAAGAAUGGAACUGCCUACUUAUGUUAAGGGAUAAUAUGAUGGGGAUAUAAGAGCAGAAGGAAUGUCUUUGCCCUCACCACCUCCCUGGGAAAGCGAGGCCUGAGUUCUUCCCCUGCUCCCAGAGCUGAAGUGAUGAGCACAAGGCUUCACCCACAGACGCUGGACCUAAAAGAAAGUUAGGGAUUAUUUUACACUGUGAAAAAUGUAAAUGUACUUGCACAAAAAAUCUCAGGUUAGUUUUGUGCUUUAUUUGCAAGCAUACCAUGAAACAAAUAACAAAUUGGUAGUCCCCACUCUGGUUUGUUCCUGGAUGAGGAAAGCUGGUGUGUAAAUUCCACUCAAAUACCAAUGACAAACUAGCAAGUGAGAGGAAGAGCAACAAAAAUCACCAGGUACGUGGGAAAAAUUAUGAAGAAAAAAAUACGCAUAAAAAAACCCUAAAGUCUUGGACAAAGAAAAUGGAAAUGAGUGCCAGAUGCGUGCUAUACAUCUACAAGACAACCUGAUGGGGCAGGAAAUUUAGGAGAUGAGCUCUCUCCGGAAAAGAUGGGCUGGGCUGGAAGAGGCCAAAAUGGAAUAGAGCAAUUUUGCUGCUUUGUAAGAAAAGUCUUGAAAAUGAGAGAUGUUAGGCUGUGGAUUCAUCUCUAAAGGGAAGAUAUAAAAUUUAUAUUAUUGAUGAAUUUUACUCUAAACUUGAGAAUAUAUUCCCUAUAAGAUACUGCUGCAUUCACAAGAAGCUGGACCUUUAUACCACCUCUCCAUCACUGUCUGAAGAAAUUCCCUGGUUAAGCUAAUCACUAUCACUGAAGCUAUACGAAUGAAAAGUGCUAAUCAUGUUGUAAAUAUUAACUACAUGUAAGAACUACCAAAAAUUACCAAGCAAAGAAAACAAGCUGAAUUACACUCAGCAAUUUCAGGAAGUGGAGAAAAAAAAGAAAAGCAGUUUUCUUUAAUUCAUCCACCUGCAGAAGACUACUGGCUGUUUGACUGCAAGGGAGACAUUUCAAAUCCUGUUACCCAGCAGGGCAUUUGUGUGUGUGUAAUGGAACUGCCACUCAAAGCUUUCAAAAUAUGUAUUCAAUGAUUCACAAAUCCAUGAUGGAGUGAGUCCAGAUGAGGCCACAAAGAUGCUUCAAGGGCUGGAGCACCUCUCCUGUGGAGAUAGGCUGAGAGAGCUGGGCUUGUUCAGCCUGGAGAAGAGGAGGCUCCGGGGAGACCUUACAGCAGCUCUCAGUGCCUAAAGGGGCCAAUAAAAAAGCUGGAGAGGGCCUUCUGACAAGGGCAGGUAGUGACGUGACAAGGGGGAAUGGUUUCAAAAUUACAGAGGGUAGAUUUAGAUUAGAUUUUAGGAAGUUCUUCCCUGUGAGGGUGGGUGAGACACUGGCACAGUUUGCCCAGAGAAACUGUGGCUGCCACAUCCCUGGCGGUGUUCAAGGCCAGGCUGGAUGGAGCUUUGAGCAACCUGGUCUAGUGGAAGGUGUUCCUGCCCAUGGCAGGGGGAUUGGAACUGAGUGAUCUUUAAGGUCUCUUCCAACCCAAACCAUUCUAGGAUUCUAUGAUUCAAACUUUCAUUAAAAUCUCCACAUGGUUAAUGAAAGCUACAUCACCCCUUCCCUUUGCCAAAUAUAAACUUAGGGCUGCCGAAGAGCACGUACCCAAGAUCACUGAGAUUUUUCGGAGCUCUCCUCCCAGAUGAGCCUUCAUUGCCAUCAUAAACAAACCACCCCUUUGUCUUACAUUGUUACAAGGGGCAGAAAGAUUGGACUGACGCUUGUUCAUUUGCAGAGAAAUGACCUACUUCUAAUGAACCUCACUCCCCAUUCUAUUGUACUGAUAUUAAGCCCAUCAGCAAAUACUCCCAAGUUCCAGGUCCCUGGUUUUCUCUGGGUGCAAGCAUCCAUGGCAUUCCUAUGACAUGUUAGAAGAGAGGAAAUCAUGCAUUAUCUUAAGCAAUUCUACUCUUUGCGCACUCCAUGUACUUGCUAUCACUUUUUCUUCUUUUCAAAUGGUGCACCAUGACCAUUGUUAUACAUAAAUAACACCUUGAACUUGAACAAAGCAUAUCCACAGGAUAUUCUGUAAGUGAGAAAUAAAUUACUUUAGAAAAAAAAAAAGAAAUAUAGCACUAUUGGAAAAUGGAGCACAGCAGGUGUUAGCUAAUGAUACCUAACAUUUGUUGUAUCUUGGACAGAAAAUGAAAAUACAUAUAUUAAUUAAAAGCAGGCUUUAGGGAAAAUAUUAUUAACAUGUGCUAUAAUAAAAGCUGAAGGCUUCCAGGAAGAUCCAUUGUACUGUGGCAGGGGGCUGUUCAGUUAAUUUGGGUGGCUGUUCAGUUAAUUUGAUUAAAUGCACAGGGCUUGGUGAGACGUGGAACAGCAGGUCAUUGCGAUGAGAGAGGGCUAAGAAGCAUGGGACCUUGCAGGGAACUUGGGAGACUUAAUGUAUUUGGGAUUUGGGCAAGAUUUCACCCUCUAACUACAUGCCACCAUUUAAAUAGACACUAUUUAUCCACCCUCAAUGAACAGAUUGCAACCCCACACUCAGUCCAGCAACUUUCCUAGAUCAAAGAAAGGUGUAUAAAGGAAGAAAAAUACAAUUUUGUAUAUUGUACCUAGGCUCUCUCAAUGCUGGUGAGUACUGCCUGUGGCAUGGAUUGUACCUGUGGGAGACCAGUCGUACCCAUGGAAGGUGUGAAGUUAAACUGUAAAAACACUUUUAAUAAAAGAUUGCUGCCAAGUA
Molecule: messenger RNA, 5571 nt
Organism: Strigops habroptila (Kakapo)
Lineage: Eukaryota; Metazoa; Chordata; Aves; Psittaciformes; Psittacidae
Gene: RPRM
Product: reprimo, TP53 dependent G2 arrest mediator homolog
Exons: 3
Coding region: 128-463 (111 amino acids)
Source: RefSeq, a predicted model, not a curated record